CUGAGUUGAAGGAGGUUGCGCUGACGCCGGCAACGACCUGGUCACCAUCAGACAUGGUGGAUGUGUCCAACAAGAAGAGAAAGCUCCAAGGGAAUGGUGCGGUCAGGACACUGGAGAAGCAGGCCAGUUUCUCUCAGGUCCUGGAGCAACUCGAAGCUGAGGACGACAAUUCUGGAGAUCAUAUUGAAAGUUCGGAUGCAUGGCCAAGACCUUCUGUCGCUGUGAACGACCCAGCCCUGGACUCUAUCACAUUUCAGCAGAUUGAGAUAGAGGAGGCUGUCGACCCAAAGGGCGGUCCAGUUCUACGUCUCUUCGGGGUCAACGCGGCUGGCAACUCGGUUCUGGCCUAUGUUCACGGUUUCAAGCCAUAUUUCUAUGUGGCUGCGCCUCCAGGAUUCCUGAAUAAAGACUUGGAGCCGUUGAAGGAUUCAAUCAAUUCAGCUGUCCAAUCGGCUAUUCCACCAGUCAUCAAUUGCGCAGUCUUCAACCGGAAAUCCCUCUGGGGCUACAGAGGUGAUGACAAUGUACCCUUCAUCAAAAUCACUUGCGCGGAUGCGAAGGCAUUGCCCAGAGUCAAAGGGGCCUUUGAACGUGGUCAAAUAGAGUUCAAUGGCCUCUUCCCUGCUGAAAUCAUGACGUACGAAAGCAACAUCGCCUACACCUUGAGAUUUAUGAUCGAUACCCAUGUGGUUGGUAUGAAUUGGGUCGAGAUACCCGGAGGCAAGUAUGAGGUUCUGAAGGGCGACGACAAAAAGUCCCUGUGCCAGAUUGAGGUUUCCUGCAACUACAAAGAUCUUGUCUCUCACGCACCCGAGGGAGAAUGGCUCAAGAUUGCCCCGUUACGAAUCUUGAGUUUUGACAUCGAGUGCGCAGGACGAAAAGGGAUUUUCCCAGAGCCAAACAUUGAUCCCGUCAUCCAAAUCGCGGCAAUGGUGACCCGCCAAGGGGAGAGCAAGCCAUUUGUUCGUAAUGUGUUCACACUCAAUACCUGCGCCCACAUCGUUGGCUCUCAAGUUCUCGAGUUCCAGAAUGAGAAGAGUUUGUUGCUUGAAUGGCGGAAAUUUAUCGAAAAGGUGGAUCCGGAUAUGAUCAUCGGCUACAACAUCGCCAAUUUCGAUUUGCCAUAUCUGCUUGAUCGCGCCAAGGCUUUGAAGAUCCCGGACUUUGCCUUUUUAGGACGACUCAAGAACGUGCGCUCCGAGGUCAAAGACACUCAUUUUUCCUCCAAGGCAUACGGUCAAAGAGACUCCAAGGCUGUCAAUAUGGAUGGACGAUUACAAUUGGAUAUACUGCAGGUCAUGCAGCGAGACUACAAACUUCGAAGCUACACCCUCAAUGCGGUUUGCGCACAGUUUCUGGGGGAGCAGAAAGAGGACGUUCAUCACUCGAUCAUUACAGAGCUACAAAACGGCACUGCGGACUCACGGCGUCGUCUAGCUGUGUAUUGCUUGAAAGAUGCAUAUCUCCCCCAGCGGCUGAUGGACAAGCUCAUGUCCUUCGUGAACUACACUGAAAUGGCUAGAGUCACCGGUGUGCCAUUCAACUACCUCUUAUCUCGUGGUCAGCAAAUCAAGGUGGUCUCCCAAUUAUACAGAAGUGCUAAGGAACAUGGAUACCUGGUGCCGGCUCUGCGUAGCGAAGGCAGUGAUGAGCAGUAUGAGGGAGCGACUGUCAUUGAGCCUACCAAAGGCUUCUAUGAUGUUCCGAUCGCCACACUCGAUUUCGCAUCCCUUUACCCGUCAAUCAUGAUGGCGCACAAUCUGUGUUACACCACUCUUUUGGACAAAGCAACCAUAGAGCGGCUGAAUCUGGUUGAAGGAGAAGAUUUCGUCCACACGCCAAACAACGACUAUUUUGCCACCUCCAAGCGCCGCAAAGGGCUUCUACCUACAGUACUCGAGAAUCUGUUGGCAGCACGAAAGAGGGCAAGACAGGAUCUGAAGGUGGAGAAAGAUCCAUUCAAACGUGCUGUAUUAGAUGGCAGACAACUGGCGCUGAAGAUCAGCGCAAACUCUGUCUAUGGUUUUACGGGUGCCACUGUGGGCAAGCUGCCUUGUCUGGCGAUCUCGUCUAGUACCACUGCAUUUGGUCGUCAGAUGAUCGAGUUUACAAAACAAGAGGUUGAAGCGGAAUAUUGUGUCAAGAAUGGGUACGAUAACGACGCCAAGGUCAUAUAUGGUGAUACCGAUUCGGUUAUGAUACGUUUCGGCUGUCCGGAUCUUGACACUGCAAUGAGAAUGGGCGCUGAGGCUGCUGAGCUGGUCUCAUCCAAGUUCAUCAGGCCGAUCAAGCUCGAGUUUGAAAAAGUCUACUUCCCGUAUCUUCUGAUCAGCAAGAAGCGGUAUGCCGGGUUGUAUUGGACCAAACCCGAGAAAUACGACAAGAUGGAUACCAAAGGAAUCGAGACCGUUCGACGUGACAACUGCCGUCUUGUAUCCACUGUGAUUGAGACCUGCUUGUACAAGCUCUUGAUCGAUCGCGAUGUCCGCGGAGCAGAAGAUUAUGUCAAGCAUACCAUCGCGGAUCUACUGCAAAACAAAGUUGACAUGUCCCAACUCGUCAUCACCAAGGCAUUGGCCAAAGCUGAUUACGCCGCGAAACAGGCACAUGUGGAAUUGGCAGAACGCAUGAAGAAGCGCGACGCAGGUUCAGCUCCAGCGCUUGGUGAUCGAGUCGCGUACGUGAUCAUCAAGGGUAUCAAAGGCGCUGCAGCAUACGAAAAGUCAGAAGAUCCUCUCUAUGUGUUGGAACACAAUGUCCCGAUUGAUACGAGAUAUUACCUCGACAAUCAGUUAUCGAAGCCGCUAAUGCGGAUUUUUGAGCCUAUCAUGGGAGAACGAGCAGGAACAUUGCUCGCCGGCGAACAUACACGGACUAUACAAAUCGCCACGCCAACCAUCGGCGGUCUGAUGAAAUUUGCGGUGAAGACGGUCACAUGCCUGGGUUGCAAGACACCAUUGAGGGGCAAAAGUGGCGCAGUCUGCGAGAAUUGCAGGCCAAAGCUCCCUGAGCUGUAUCAGAAGCAGAUCGCACACACAUCCGCACUUCAGAUUGACUUCGCCAGACUAUGGACGCAGUGUCAGCGAUGUCAAGGCUCUUUGCACCAAGAUGUCAUAUGUACCUCAGCGGAUUGCCCCUGCUUUUACGCAAGGACGGCGCGACAGAAGGAGGUGGCCGCAGCUGUGAAUCAGCUGGACCGAUUCGAGAAAGAGGUCAACUGGUGAUCACAGAAUAGACUGCAGCGACCCUCAAAAAUAUCCCGAUACCAUUCCGGCACUGUAGUUAUGUUGUAUGAAAUCGUACUGUAAAAUUGACGAAAGGAUAGACGGCAUCUUUUCAAUGCAUAUCAGACA
Molecule: messenger RNA, 3353 nt
Organism: Kockovaella imperatae
Lineage: Eukaryota; Fungi; Basidiomycota; Tremellomycetes; Tremellales; Cuniculitremaceae
Product: putative delta DNA polymerase
Exons: 21
Coding region: 54-3224 (1056 amino acids)
Biological process (GO): base-excision repair, gap-filling; DNA-templated DNA replication; DNA replication proofreading
Cellular component (GO): delta DNA polymerase complex
Molecular function (GO): DNA binding; DNA-directed DNA polymerase activity; nucleotide binding
Source: RefSeq, a predicted model, not a curated record